This is a messenger RNA of Haliotis rufescens (red abalone), 10310 nucleotides long. Its product is annotated as tetratricopeptide repeat protein 28-like. Gene Ontology annotation, molecular function: protein binding. Bases 321 to 7934 code for a protein of 2537 amino acids. Lineage: Eukaryota; Metazoa; Mollusca; Gastropoda; Lepetellida; Haliotidae. The transcript has 16 exons. The record is from RefSeq and is a predicted model, not a curated record.
UGCAGGUGAGUUAAGAAGGUGCGCUAUCUGUGACCCACAUAAGAAAAAACCCAUGUACAAUCUAUACCUUUACACCAAAAGUCAGUAAAACGGUUUGUAUGAUAAAUAAGAUGCCGUUUUUCGUGUCUACUUCUUGAUCGCAGCCUUGUAUCACCAAGAUAUGGAUAUUGACAACUUUUAGUUCAGUCCACAACAAUGUCACUGGAUUCAAACAUGGCGGACUUCAGAAAUUGUCAUUGGAUAAACGAAGAAUGGAAGGAAGCGAUUCACUGGAAUUACCUGGCUGUUGUAUUUGUUUAGUUUCAGUGAUUUUGUGAAACAUGGAAAACAAUAAACAACGGCGAUCCGACAAAAAGACCAAUGUUGGUGCACUUGGCGGAGAAAUGGAUACUGUUGGUCGAGACAGCCCAAACAAUCAGGCUCUUUUUUUGCAAAAAAUAAGGGAAAGUAAUGAAGCUGUCAACAAUGGGGACUACCACCGUGCAAUUCAGCUAUAUUCAGAAGCAAUCCAUCUCGACUCUAACAAUCACAUCCUAUACACCAAUCGGUCUGCUGCAUUUCUCAAAGUUAACCAGUAUCAACGAAGUCUUGAAGAUGCACAAAAGGCCAGAAGUCUGAACUCAAAGUGGUCUAAGGCAUACCUACGUGAAGGAGUGGCAUUGAAGUACCUGGGGCAGUAUGGGGAGGCUCUGGCAUCAUUUGCUGCAGGACUGGCACAAGAACCAAGCAAUAUUGUUCUACUUGCUGAAUUGUCACAGGCAGCAAUAACAUGUCCCCUUAAAGAUAAGCUGGCUCCCACCUUCCUGCAGCUGGAGAAGUUAAGACUCCACAGAAGUCCUUUCGUCAUCAUUUCUGUGAUCGGGCAAGAACUCUUGGCAGCCGGAAACUAUGAGUCUUCUUUAUUGAUGCUAGAAUCAGCCUUGCACAUUGGAACAUGCAGUCUCAAAUUGAAAGGUUCAGUGUUCUCAGCACUGAGCAGUGCAUACUGGGCAAUGAACAACAUGGACAAGGCCAUCUACCAUAUGCAACAAGACCUGGCUGUAUCAAAGUCUUUAGGUGACCAAGAUGGUGAGUGCCGUGCAUAUGGCAACCUUGGGUCUGCAUAUUUCUCCAAAGGUCAUUACAAAGAAGCAUUAUCAAACCAUAGGUACCAGCUUGUCAUAGCCAUGAAGCUCAAGGACAGGGAUACUGCAGCCACCUCUCUCAGUAGCCUUGGUCAUGUGUACACAGCAAUAGGGGACUACCCAAAUGCACUUAACAGUCAUAAACAGUGUGUUCUUCUACUGAAACAGAGUGGUGACAAGCUAGCAGAAGCAAGGGAAAUUGGUAAUGUUGGUGCAGUUUAUUUAGCUAUGAGCAACUUUGACAGUGCAGUAGAGUGCCAUCAGGAACACUUGAAAAUGGCCAAGGAUUUGAACAGUCAUGUGGAGGAGGCACGUGCAUACAGCAACCUUGGAAGUGCUUAUCAUUACAACAGAGACUUCCAAAAAGCAAUAUUGUAUCAUAACAGUGUUUUAAACAUUGCUGAAGAGCAUUCUGAUAAGGCACUAGAGGCUCGUGCUUUUGCUGGUUUGGGUCACGCAGCACGGUGUUUAGGUAAUACCAUACAAGCCAAAAGCUUCCAUGAGCAGCAACUUGAUAAUGCCUUGCAGACCAGAGACAGAGUUGCAGAGAGCAGAGCUUGUUCUAAUUUAGGUAUCAUCUAUCAUCAGUUGGGUGAAUAUGAGGCAUCACUAAAGCUUCAUAAUAACAAUUUGCGCAUUGCCAAAGCUCUGGGUGACAAAGCUGGACAGGGCAGAGCUUAUGGUAAUAUUGGUAAUGCAUAUAGUGCUCUAUGUCAGCAUGAAUUAGCAGUUAAGUACCACAAACUGGAACUUACAAUCGCAUCAGAAGUAAAUGAUCGCCACUCAGAAGGAUCUACAAAUGGCAAUCUUGCAGUUGCCUACCAAGCUCUUGGUUUGUAUGAAAAUGCAUUACAGCAUUACCUCUCUCACCUGAAUAUCGCCAGAGAACUUAAAGAUUCAUCAAGUGAAGCCAGGGCACUCAGUAAUCUUGGUAACUUUCAUUGUGCACGAGGUGAUUUCAGAAGUGCAGUAUCUUUUUAUGAGCAAAACUUGAGCCUUUCACAGGAGCUCCAUGAUAUGGAAGGUGAGAGCAAAGCUUGUUUUAGUCUUGGGUAUGCUCAUUAUUCAUUGUGUAAUUAUGAGGAAGCUGUUCGUUACUAUGAACAAGAUUUGUCACUUGCUAGAGAGAUGAGAAACAGAUUGUCAUUAGCAAGGGCUUAUUGCAAUUUAGGUCUUGCUCAUAAGUCUCUUAAACAUUUUGAUGACUCCUUAGAAUGUCAAAAGAAAUGUUUAGGUUUGAUGGAUGCUUUAAGAAACAGUCCUGGCAAAUUCCGUGCAUUGGGGAAUAUUGGUGAUCUCCUGCUAAAGACUGGAGAUACUGAAGAGGCCAUAAAGAUCUAUCAACAACAGUUGCAACUUGCCAAACACUGCCAAGACCAAGAUCUACUUGCUACUGCUUAUGGCUCGUUAGGUGUUGCUCAUCGUAUGUUGGGACAGUAUGACAAGGCUCUUGCCUUCCACACACAAGAACUCAACAUCAGACAAGAGAACAAUAACAUGAAAGGAGAGUGUCGAGCUCAUGGUAAUAUGGGCAAUGUGCAUAUGUCCCUAGGAAAUUACUUGAGUGCUUUCAAAUGCUAUGAGGAACAACUGGAGCGAAGUCGUGAUCUCCAUGACAGUGAAUUAGAAGGACAAGCCUGUGGCAACCUUGGCAUCACAAAAAUGAAUAUGGGACAUUUCGAGGAAUCUAUUGGUUUGUUUGAACAGCAGUUGGCAAUGUUGGAACAAUUAUAUGGAGAAAUACCAAUGAGGGACAAAGGGAAAGCCUUUGGAAACCUUGGUGAUUGUUAUGAGGCACUUGGAGACUAUGAAGAGGCCAUCAAAUGUCAUGAGCAGUUUCUGGCUCUAGCUCAACAGUCAUGUAACCUUCAUGAACAGGACAGAGCUUAUCGUGGUCUUGGAAAUGCACACAGAGCUAUUGGCAAUUUACAGCAAGCUUUGGUUUGUUUUGAAAAGAGACUUGUUGUUUCACAUGAACUUAACAGCCUUGUUGCUAAGGCCUCAGCAUAUGGUGAACUUGGUUGUCUGCACAGUCUACUUGGGAAUUUUGAACAGGCAAUCUCAUGUUUAGAACAUCAACUAAGUAUAUCCAGAGACAUGGGAGAUGAACAGUGUGAGGGAGAUGCUGCAUGUGGGCUAGGUGGAGUGUACCAGCAAAUGGGGGAGUAUGAAGCAGCUCUCAAAUACCACCAGAUGGACUUGCAAAUUGCAGAGGCUGGCAACAAGACAGCCUGUCAAUGUCGGGCCUAUGGGAAUCUGGGAUUGUCCUAUGAGUCCCUUGGAAGGUACGAAGAGGCAGUUAAGCACCAAGAACAGCAUCUUAGUAUUGCAGCACAAAUGAAUGACCGAGUUGCAAAAACUCUAGCAUACAGCAGUUUAGGUCGAGUACACCAUGCACUAGGGCAUCAUAUUAAAGCUGUUCAGUACCUGGAGCAAGGCCUGCACAUUGCUGAGCAGUUAGGACGGCGUGAAGAUGAGGCAAAAAUUAGGCACCGACUUGGGCUGUCUCUAUGGGGGGAUGGACGGUUGGAAGAGUGUCAAGUCCAGCUGUAUAAAGCAGCUGACUUAUUUGAGACAAUCCGACGAGAAUCUCAGUGCAGCAGUGACUACAAACUGUCAUUGUUUGACCUCCAAUCCGCAUGCUACCAAACACUUCAGAGAGUGUUGGUUGAUCUUAGUCGUCCUGAAGAAGCACUUGCUGUGGCUGAAAGGGCAUGCACCCGUGCCUUCAUUGAUUUGCUACUUGAGAGGCAAGCAGGUUCUGCAGGCUUGUUUAAUGGAACAACUAUGGACUUGUCUCCUAUUACCAUAGACCAGAUCAACACAACUGUUAGUAAGCAGCAUGGAGUGGUUUUGUACUUCUCCAUUGCUGCUGGAUUUCUUUACAGCUGGCUUCUCACACCUAAAAAUGGUUUGAUCAAGUUCGAAAAGGUGGCACUAAGUGAGCUGGAAGCAGAUAUGGAGCCCUCAGCAGGUGACAGCCAGAGUGUUUUGAGCUUUACAACAGCCUCCAUAUUAGAAAACUGUGUAGGACAGAUGCGAGAAGCCAUUGGGGUUGACAGUCACAUACAGCCUGAUAGCAUCAGCAUAAGAGGUGCAAGACAUAGCAUAGAGAACCAGAGUGGAUCAGAAAGUGAGAAUGAUGAUGUAUUCCAGCUUCAGUUGGAGGAAAUUGGUGAUCGUCUUAUUGCUGAAAAUGAUCGCACAGGAUUCCUACGAAUGGUUAACAGAGGCCAUUCUUUCAAUACAUCAACAUACAGUGUCAACAGUAUACUUAGCCUUUCCAGUGGUGCUGGUGGAACUGUCAACACAAACUUCUCAUCUUACAGAGGGAAUGCAAGACACAUUAAUGGAGGUCGUUCUCCUCUCUCUGCCUUGUAUAAUUUCCUUUUGGGACCAAUGGAAGAAGCACUGGCAAAUUUAAGCCAAAACUUUUCAGAUCCUAUUGAUCUUAUUCUUGUGCUUCAAGGUGAUUUAUACCUGAUACCAUUUCUUAUGUUGCGGAAGGAACAAGCUGAAGAUUAUUUAUUUGAACGCUAUAAUUUGAUAAUUGUUCCAUCUAUCAGUGCCCUUUCCAACACACAAAAACUUGACCGCCAGGGGCGACCUAUGAUAGAUUCAUCAGGUGCUUUAGUUGUUGGCAAUCCAAGACUAAGUUCAACCAUAAGUCAGCAUUGGCAUCUUCAUGAGAUCCCAGGAGCAGAGUAUGAGUCUAGGAUUGUUGGAGAGUUGUUGUCAUGUCGUCCACUCAUUGGGGUAGAGGCUACAAAGGGCGCCAUUUUGCAUCAGAUAGAGCAAGUUGAGGUGAUCCACUUUGCCACUCACAUCUCAUGGAAGCUUUCAUCUAUAGUACUGUCGCCUACAGAAUUGGUUUCAUCAGGAGGCAGGUAUCCAACAAUCAAGUCUCAAGAAAAUAGUGGUGGUGAAUUUGACUCAUUAGAAGGUCCUCCAUUGUCAGAAUACCUACUUACAGCAGCAGACAUUCUGAAUCUAAAACUCCAUGCAAAACUAGUUGUGUUAAACUCUGGCUAUACUGAUGAUAGAGCAGGUCGUGUUAACACUGAUGGUGUGAUUGGCCUGACCCGGGCCUUACUAUCAGCAGGAGCCCAAUGUGUGUUAUUUUCAUUAUGGCCAGUACCUGACCAGGCUUCAAAGUUAUUGAUGCGCAUUUUCUACACAGCAUUAGAAGACAAUCAGAGAGUAACUCAGGCUCUUGCUAAAGCUGUGAAAACGGUACAGUGCACAAAACAGUUCUCUCACCCCUCAAACUGGGGUGGCUGGGUGUUGGUAGGUAGUGAUGUGUGUCUCAGUAGCAAGAUGGCAUUGAUGGGACAUGCUGUGUGUGAGAUUCUGCAGUCUCCAACCCAGUGUCGGGAAGCAAUGAGGGUUCUCUUGCACCUGAUUGAAAAGUCAAUUCAGCGAAUAAUGCAUGGCACAAAGAAUUCAAUGUACACUACAUAUCAGAGCAUAGAGAACAAAGUUGGGGGAGUCCAUGGAUGGAAAGAUCUACUUCAAGCAGUUGGUUUUCGUUUUGAGCCAGCAGGAAAUGGAUUACCACCAGCUGUUUUCUUUCCGCAGUCAGAUACUGGAGACCGACUAGCACAGGCCAGUGCCAACCUCCAAGCACUGCUAGGUCUCCCCCCUAGCUCCCUCACUGCCCUCUCCAAGUUCAUCACCAACAGCCAGGUUGGGGAAGCUCUCAUCACUGUUAUGCGUAUGAUCUUAAACAAGCUUGUUGCCAAGGAAGCAGCAAUUGAUGUCCUUGUGAAUGUUGGACUUUGGCGUACAGCGGGGUGUCAUGAAUUCCUGGCUUCUUUUGGUCUGGACUUGGUGGAUGUGGGCCUGGAUGAUGUUACACUACGUUUGAGCAAGCAAGCAGUCCGAAGACACCUACAGUUUGCAUUACAAGCUCUUGUUGCAGUAUUUGAUGCUCAGGAGGCUCAACCAGAGUAUUCACUGGAUACAUCCAGCAGCCUUGAGAGUCUUUCAUCAUCACCUAGUGGGUCCAGUGCCUCUGUCUUUUCUACCCCGCCACUUUCCCCGUAUGGUCGAAGAUGUUCACUCUUUAAUCCAGCAGAGAUGGAGAAAAUGAGGUCCUCCAAGGUUCCUUUUGUCAAUCAGGGAGAUGUAGAUGGAAAACAUCAAAAACAGAUAAUAAAAUCAGGUCUGCUUGAUCCAUCCUUGCAGCUGUCCCAUCAGAACAGAAUUAGAAGUAUGUACCCUCCACAUGGCCAUGAAUCUGGGAGCUUGUCUAGUAGUCCAACACUAACAGAUACAGGUGACAGCCCAGGUCUCCAUCCAUCAAGUUCCAGUAAUGUUGUGGUAGACCUCAGCAUGUCUAGCGACACUGUAUCAGUUAUGUCAGAAUCUGUUGUUUCAUCACAAAGUGACACUGAAUCAACUUUGCUAGGCAAUGAGCAGCUUGCCUUCAAGUUCACUGCAGGCAACUUACAAGACACAUGUAAUAAUGAAAGGUUGAGGCAACAUAGUGUUUCCAGCAAUACCUCAUGUUCAUCCUCAACUUCAUUGUCAAAAUCAUCUUUGUCAAAAGUUAAUGAUACAACUGUUUAUAACCUACAGUCUUCCACAAGUAAGAAAGUGAUGGAUCCUCAAGAAAUUGCAAAAAGGGUUAUGGCUGAUAUGCCAAUCAUGAGAGAGGUGAUUGAAAAAAUGCAAGAAAUAAGUCUAGUGCAAUCAGAAAUGAACAGUCAUAAAAUACGACAAGUAUCCUCAAACAUUGUUUCAAAACAGCAUACUUUGUCAAUGGUUAAUGAAGAGUCAACAAAGGAACCUUGUAUUCAUUCACCACUCCUUCAACACACCAAAGAGAGAGUUCCAAAUCCUGCUUACAUUCCAAUCAGAGUACAAAGCCGUUCUCUUUCAACCUAUUUACAUCAAAAGAUAGGGAAGCAAACAAAUUCAUCGGAGGUGCCUGAAACAGUAAGAAGUUUAGUGCCAAGUGUCAUCCAGGUAACAAGUGGUCAAACAGGAGAAAAUAGUAUAUCCUCUGACAACAGUGAGGGUGCAGAUUCAAAUUUGCAGUCCUCAGUAUCUAGUGGCUAUCAUUCAGAGAAAAAUGUGACCAGUGAUAUGACUUAUCAUGCAAAGGAAGACAGAAACUCCUACACAAAAGAUUUUGUUAACAAUGGUCGCAGCUCGUACAGUUCUUCUUCACAUGCAUUGUCAUCUUUCCGACCAUACAAGCCUGCUUCUCCAAUGGUCAGGACAAAUGCAGUUCAGAGUCGACCUGAUAGCACAACCAGUACAAGUAGCCAAUACUCGACAUCUUCCUCAGGUCUCUCAGCCAUCUAUAGACCCAUCAGUGAGAUAGUCACAACAGCCUCUUCACCUAAUCCUUCACAUUCUGAUUUCAGAAAAUGGAAAGAACUAUCUUCCACUUCCUUGACUCAUAAGAAAACAAUAGCCCAUGAUUCAGUGACAAAACCAAAGAUGAAAGUGAGUUUUUCUGAAUCUGAAACAGAUCGGUCUUCCAACACAAGUUGUAAGGACAUGUCAGCACACAAUAUGCCAUUUAAUUGUGAUGUAAAUAAAACUCUUUCUUGUCCAAAGGAAUAUGAUAAGUUCUUGGAAUGCCAAAGUGGUGGCAAAUUUUGUAACAGUGACCUGCCAACUCUGGCAAGAGAACAUGAAGUCUUAAAUUCACCACAAACACAAGUUUCAGAAGAAGAUGGUGGUACACCAGUGACAGACAUUGCUAGUAGCUCUAAAUCUUCAGCGAAAGUUACAUAUCUGGACAAGGACAAGUGUGCCCUUCUAAAACGUCACAUGCUACAAUCAUCUAAGUGCUGACUUUACUACGGAAUAAUGAAUAACAAGCCACAGGCCAUGGUACAUUGUCACUGUGUGUCAUUGUGAAAACAAUUAAUAAGAAAUGUAUAGAACAUGCCACAUCUCAUCCUUGAUAAAUCCCUGUUGGUGUUGGUGUCAUCACCAGUGACUUUCUGUCAUUGUCAAAAUGUAACCAUAUGUGGUCUUGGCUGCAGCUGUACAUUAGUAUAUUACAUUUUUAUCUUGUGUGUCAGUUGCUGUCUGACCAUCAUUUUCAGUAGGUAGCUGUUAAUCAGUGAGUGUCUUCUGUACAUUAAUGUGUGUUAGUGCCAAUGUAUAAUAUUUAACUUCUUUGAGAGGCAUUUAGAAGUUGGAAUACUAAGUAAGGAUAAGAUAUAUGAGGUUGGUGCUGAGGGCUUUCACUUUAUGUUGAUGGCUUCUUGUCAAAAGAACUCAAAGACUUCAAAAUCAGAAAACUACAACAAGCCAUCAACAUCAAAAGACCCCAACUAUCAAUCAACUGUCAUCAAGGCUAUUAUAUACCCCCCUGCUUACCAUCAACUCAUCAAAGACCCCAGUCAGUUAUAAUCCUUUUGUUUAUAUUACUGGCUUCACCCAUUCGUUUAUAUCCCUCCCUUCACCUGCCAGUAUGUUUACCCUUUUGUGUACAUAUAGCAGGCUUCUCCACCCUAGUGUAACUACAUCUGUAUAAACACUGCCUCCUUCCUGUAUAUAUACAUGUACUUGUCAACCAUACUCACCUGCUUGAUAACAGUGUUAGAACCUACACCAAAGUGUUGCUCCUAAUUGUAAUAAAGAAGGUGUUCAUCCAUAUAUCUUAUCCCUACUUGUAUAAUGUUGUAUGGCAUGUACAUAGACAUGUAAGGAAUAUAUAUGUAUAUGUUUAAGAUCAUGUUUUAUUUGAUUUUGAGGAAUUUUCUAUAUUCCUGUAUGAAGAGAGAUCUCAAUACAUCGCUUAUAUUCAUGGAAAUCUGUUUUCAUACUUUCCACACACAGAACCCACAUUAGCUUUAUCAGAUAUAUUUUUUCUAUUUAUAAUUGAAAAUAUGUAUUGUCAUUACCUCAACAAGUGUCAAGUACUGGAUGAAACAGUGAGCAAAUCAAUAUAUGAGCAAUAUUCAGCUCAGCUGGCCAGAGACCAGUACAGUUUGACAUCUGUAGUCUUGCCCUCUUUUGACUUUUGUCUACCCCCCAUGUGGUGGGGGUGGGGUGGGGUAUAGUCUAUGCCUAAUGUGUCCAUCCAUUGUAAACAUGCAAAAACUGUUCAAUAUAUUUUAACAGAAAUUGGCAGAUAAAUCAACAGGUCGUGAAGUGGUUUCUUUUGCCAUUGACAUAUUUUUUGCAUAUGUAAUAUUCUUGAUUUCAUAGAAACAUUUUGCACUAAUUCUCAAAAGGGUGGUGUGAGCUUCGUUUCCGGAGCACAACUUGAAAACCAUGCAAGACUUUUCAUCUAAACCUGGGACAUGUAUUAAACAGGGGUAGAAGUGACACCUUUUGCUGUUGAGGAAUUUUUCAAAGUUUAAUUUUACUUGCUUUCAUGGAGGGGAGAUGUCAUUUCCGGAGCAGAACUAAAAAAACAACCUAACUCACCAUUCUUAUCCAAACUUGGUACAUGUAUAAAUCAGGGGAUGAAGUGGUGCCUUUUGCCAUUUAGGAAUUUUAAUUAUUUGUUUUCCUCUUUCCAUGGCAAAAGUUUGACUUUGACUCUAUUCAUAGUGGUGUGUACCUGACAUAGAAAUACAAAGUUUUCGAAUCCAAAUUCCAUGGUAUUGUUUUGAUAGCAGCUCAAUAACUACACUUGUAGACGGACAGAGAGACUAGAUAGAAAUUCUCUCAUCAAGUUGGACUUGAAGUAACAGCCAGAUAAUUUGUCCUUUCGAAAAUGUUGGGGUGGUGGGCUCGUGUUCUAAUUCAGCGACUUGCUCCAUCUGCACCGGCUGUAAUAGUUGAUAUGGGCAGAGCAUAAUGCCCAAGUCAAAACCAUGUCCAAAACAAAGUAACAGACCAAAAUGGACAAGCACCCAUGUGAUGGGUUGAGGGGGUUCGUUUAACCCGACAUGGUUUCACAGUUUGUAAUUGCAUUAAACAAAGACAGAAAAUUAUUUCUGUGUCAACAAUAACACAAUCAAUUUAUUUACAUUCGUUAACAACACAAUUUAUCAAAAACAUAUAAAAUAAAAAUAUUUUUUAAACUUAUCCUAUCACACACUAUGUAUUUAUCCAAUCCAGUCAAAUCCUUGAACCCAUUUACAAGCUUCAAAAACAUGUCACCUGAAGUAGUAUAGAAUAGGGGUUCUGGACCACUUCCACUGGAGCCAGAUUUAUUACCUAUACUGCUACUACAGGGGGGAUUUAUUAUGCAAAAAUGAUUAUGCG